Molecule: messenger RNA, 1891 nt
Organism: Anopheles gambiae (African malaria mosquito)
Lineage: Eukaryota; Metazoa; Arthropoda; Insecta; Diptera; Culicidae
Gene: Ggamma1
Product: guanine nucleotide-binding protein subunit gamma-1
Exons: 1
Coding region: 119-331 (70 amino acids)
Biological process (GO): G protein-coupled receptor signaling pathway
Cellular component (GO): heterotrimeric G-protein complex
Molecular function (GO): G-protein beta-subunit binding
Source: RefSeq, a predicted model, not a curated record
GUUGGUGAAGCAAUCCGUGUUGCGGGUUUCGCAUAGCUGCACCUGCUUGUUAUUUUUUUUCUGUGCGCGGAAACUUCCCGUAAAAGCAUUCACCAUAGGGCUAUCCGAGACAGCCGUGAUGGAUAUAAUGGCCUCGAAUCUGCAGCAGCAACGAGCAAUCACCGAGCAGCUCCGGCGCGAAGCUGCCAUCCAGCGCAUCACGGUGUCGCAGGCCGUGGCGGACAUCGUGAAGUACGUGACGGAGCACCAGGCCGAAGACUGCCUGUUGGUCGGGUUCUCCAGCCAGAAGGUGAACCCGUUCCGCGAGAAGAGCUCCUGCAGCAUUCUGUAAGCUUGCCUGCACGAUGGAUGCUGCAGUACUCGUUAGUUUUGCCCCUAUUUUCGCUGGAAUGUAGGAAACAGAUCCAGCGGAAGGAACAGCUCUAUCGUCUCUAUGGCGCGAUGACGUCAUCCGGAAAAAGGAGGAUGAGGAGGUAGUAUAGGAAGCAUGCUCAAAAUUGUACCGCCAAGAUAAAUUGAUGUGUUAAGUGUCUAUUUGGAAAUGGAGUAACCGUGCCCUCCCCGGUAAAAUGCAACAAGAGAAACGCACACAACAAUCCCGUAAAUCAGCCUACAGCGAAUGUUGCUCGUACAACAGUUUGCGUGAGCAAAACAGGAAGCGCAACAGUUUGUUGCUUCGAAUGUCACCCGAUUACUCACAUCGCUAACACCAACCCCAUAUCUCAUCCCACUCCAACCUCAACGCUUCUCGUAGGAUAAUGUAAAGCAUAGAAAAGAACUCAACGCCAUCAAAUAAAUUAUACCACCCAAUAGUGUGGUAGAGUGGAAAUUGCAACCUCCUCGACACAGUCUGAUCAGAAAAUUCAAUCCAACCAUAUUUACCGUCACCACCGGAACCACCGCCUAUACAACCGUAUACAGGAGGAUGAUGGGUGUUUUUCUACCUGGGAGGAAUACGCCCGCUCGAAGACGGUGGGACACCUACCUACCCCAACUAGUACCGUGUUUUUAUAGAAAUUUUACUCCAGUACAGUAACCACCCGUGUCACCAAUCGCUAGAAAGGCAAAGUAGAAGAAAAAAGGGCAAAAUGCAUCUCUCUCUAUAUAUUGAAACUAACCAACAGACUGGAGUUUUCUCAGACGCUUCCAUUCGUUUUUAAAACCUACACGUAUACUGAAGGAUGGGGAUUGAAAGAAGGGAAUUGCUAAAGUGUUGCUACCACGCUUUCCUAUCCAUUUAUCAGAAAGCAGGAAUCUCAUUAGCCAACCAAAAACUCAACAAAAAAAAAGUAAACCAAAUAUUUAGAAAAACGUACGAAACAAAAACAAUACUUCUUCUUCCACCAGAACAAACCAAAAACAAAGGAGCAAACUAAACAUCAAUACUACAAGAAAUGGGUAAAGCAACACAGGACAAAUAAGGUAACCAUAACCACCACCACUUGCUCUCGGUUCAAAGGUGUAGUAGGCCAACAAUUAGACUUUAUAUAGCUGCUGACUGUCGUCGGUGUUGUACAAGUAUAUUAGGGAAAGAAAGCGCGUGGAAAAGCAAAAAUCAAUGUUACUACUAUAUUAUAUUUACCACACUACUGACACACUCACACAUACAUACACCACACCCAACAAAUCCGCCCGUUGGUUCCAGUGGCCGAUGGGGCGCGAUGUCACGCUCGUCCCCCUACCAGCAGCGUGUGUGGGGUGAUGUUAGCCAGGGCCCGGGGUGGUUUUUCCGACCGGUUUCUUCCCUACUGGCUAGCCAACACGCUAGCGAUCGAUUGUUGCGGAAUGGCUCGAAUCGCGGACGGCAGCGGCGCCGGGUGGGUAAUAUGUAAGCGUGCAACAAAAAAAAAAACUAAUAAACAGUGGACUAUUUAAAUGUGUCGUGUAAAAA